AUGAACCAAAAUCUGCUAGGAUCAGACGAAGAGGAUGCGAUCCAUAACAGUGUGUUUUCGCCUCUGGCACCGCCAUUUGAGAGUCGUUUGAACAAUCUCCGCCAGAAUCCAGUUCAAAAUUCUAUUUUAACAGGACCAAGGAAUUUUUCACAACCAAUGUUCAAUGCGCCGUCAAAUAAUUCUGACGCGUUAUUUGAUGACAUCGCUUCCAGGAAUCACAACUAUCAGAUGAAUAGCAACGGAGAUGCAAGUGCUCGUGCGCAGAAUAUAUGCAGUGAUGUCCUCAACGGAGUGGGAGACCCCAAUGUUAAAAACGAAAACAUUUUUGACGCUUACGACUUCUUGCUUAAAAGUAUGAAGUCUGCACACAUGUACAUCUCGUUACUGAACCCGGAACAACUGGCAGUGCUGGGCGCGAUGCGGCCGAGCGUGCUCUACGAGUUCCUGCAGGGCAUAUUGAAGGCAAAGACCGGCAAGCGCACCAAACGGUUACCAACUGAGUGUGCAUUUUGCAAAAAUAAUGGUGAAAGCGAGGAGUGUUACAUGUCACACCCGCUGAAGGAUUUCCGCGGGCGCGUGCUGUGCCCGGUACUCCGCGCCUUCCGCUGCCCGCGCUGCGGCGCCACCGGCGACCGCGCUCACACCAAGAAAUAUUGUCCUGAUAAUCCCGAAAACAGUUUAAAUCGUUCCGGAGACUACCAGUAUCAACGCCGACUUUCCUCAGCAUCUUCGUUCUUCAUGAACGAUGGUGUUCAUGCACCGGCGGCGACCCCGCCCUUGCCGUCUCCGACUGCUAAUGACACGGGCCUUAACACACAUUUGUGGUCAAGCUUCACCUUGAACUGAUUGCAGAACUUUGCACUCUAACCAUAGACAAUAGCACAACUAAAACACUAUUAUCGCUAACGGCUUACGGAUAUGGAGUUCUUAAAUAACUUGAUAACAAUCAUACAAAUUAGAAUAUACUCAUUUUAAAGUAGGUGUUACGUUAUUGGUAACAAAAGUUUCUGUUCAUUUACUAAUUUUGUCAAACUUAUCUUUAAACUGGUGGACUCUUGAAUCAUAAUCUGUUAACGUGUUUAUAUAGGUUGAUAUAAUGGGACAAGUGUACUGUAGGUAAGUAUGGAGUGGUGGUAUGUUAGCGUCCUGCGAGUUCGCCUUGCUAUGUGAGAUAGUGUGCGCGAGACUCGGCGGGCGCUCGCGGGCGCACUCGGCCGCCGGUAUGCGGGACAUACCGCGACUGACAAUGUCGCACUGCGCCCAGCGCCCAGCACCCAGCGCCCACACUACACGUUACCUUUUACCCUUUAUUACUUAUCUUUUAAUUCUAUAACUUUCACUAAA
Papilio polytes (common Mormon) is the source of this 1344-nucleotide messenger RNA. RefSeq lists its product as uncharacterized. Gene Ontology annotation, molecular function: mRNA binding; zinc ion binding. Bases 1 to 846 code for a protein of 281 amino acids. Gene Ontology annotation, biological process: oogenesis; negative regulation of translation. Lineage: Eukaryota; Metazoa; Arthropoda; Insecta; Lepidoptera; Papilionidae. Gene Ontology annotation, cellular component: perinuclear region of cytoplasm. The record is from RefSeq and is a predicted model, not a curated record. The transcript is spliced from 7 exons.